ACGACAUCAAUAUUUUAUCAUAAUAUAUAUUUUGGCGCUUUUUUCCUUUAACUUUGUGUUAUAAACUUUAUAGAAUUCAUUUUAGUAACGAAUCAAUAGAAGCAAAGAAAAAAAUGGUGGAAGAAAAAGACGAACUAUCGCAAUUAGAAGAAUUGUUAUGUGCAGACUUGGCUGAAGAUAGUGAAAAGCAUGUAAAUAAAAAUGCACGUGAAAUUGAUAUUUUUCAAACAAACAAUGAUAUUUCGGAAGAUAAUAAUAUAUGUACCAAAACUUCGUCGUCUGCAGUACACAAUGGAGAUACAGAUUCCUCAGAUGACGAAGAGAGAAGAAAUUAUACCGAAAGAAAAUAUAACGAUUAUGGUACCGAAGUGAAAAAGAUAUUGGACAACAGCGAACAUGAGCAGCAUGAUAAACGAUUAGAUUUUGAAAUUAGAUUACGAAAAACUAAUGAAGACACGAAAGCUGUCCGUAAUAGUUCUUUCAAAAAGAAUGUGGAACCCAUUCUAGAACAAAAUACAAAAAACCAAUUCUGUGCUCCAGAAGUGAAACCGAAACAACAAGGAGAUGUGUAUACUGAUCCAGUAUUUGGAAUCAGAAUAAUAAAACCACAAAUUUCCAGUUUAGCACUUUUAGAUCGCAUGCAGGGAAGAGAAGCUGUAAGUAUGUUAAGAGUGAAGAGGCAUGUGGAGAAUGAGGAUUUGUCCAAAGACUGGGUGAUUGCUGGUGUUAUAGUGAGGAAAAGUGCAGCUAAAAAGUCACAAAAAGGUAACCAAUUCAUUAUUUGGACAUUGAGUGAUCUCAAGGAUAAUAUGAAGACUGUUUCUAUGUUUUUAUUUAGAAAAGCUUACAAUGAUUUGUGGAAAACAAGUGACGGUACUGUGGUAGCUGUGUUAAAUCCAAAUGUCUUAGAUAAAUCUCAAAAUAGUCAAGACCAGGCAUGUCUCAGUGUAGAGAGUCCAGACAGAGUUAUGAUUCUAGGGCAAUCAAAAGACUUCGGGACUUGUAAGAGCAAAAAGAAAAAUGGGGAGCCAUGUACAGCAUUUGUUAAUUUGAGCCAAUGUGAACAUUGUAUUUAUCAUGUGAAGCAGGAGUAUCAAAAGUAUUCGAGACGUCAAGAACUGCAGUCCUCAACUAUGGGGAAAGGUCUUGUUAAUUUACAGAACAAAGUUUUAGGUAAAAGUACUGUCAUAUAUGGUGGUAGGGCCUAUUCUGCUUUGCCAAGUGGCAAUAGUAAGAAAGUCAAAGAGAGAGAUCAAAAUAGACUAAUGAGUUUAAGUGAUUAUCAUAAGUUAGAUAGAGACAAUAUGAUGAUAAACAAAGUCCCAUAUGGGUCAGGUCCAUUUAAAAGCAAAACUGACAUUUUACAUAGCCCUACAGUUCAAAGGGUUACUGAUUCAGAAAGAUUAAGCAAAUUAUCAAGUCCAACAUCUAGUCCACAAACUUCAAGGCUUGUGUCACAAAGUUUAGCUGAAAAAGUUGCUAAUUCCCCAAUGUUGGGUAAAGGAUUUGGAUUAAAAGGCAGUGGUGUGAUUGAUUUAAAUGUAUCUUAUGGGCAAAAAGCAGCUGAAAAGAGGAAAGAGAAUGCUAUAAAGUUGAUUCAGCAAAGUGGUGGUAUAAAAAAAUCAGACCCUAACAAUAUAAAAGGUACAGAAGCUGGUAAGAAGCGGGCUAUAGAUAAGUUGAAUGAUUCUGGUAAUGAGGAGAAUAAAAGUAAAAAAUUUAAGCCUAAUGGAGAAGAUAAUAAGAUAACAAAGGGUGUUAUGUCAGAAAGAUUCAAAAAGAUACUAGAAGCAACAUCGGCACAUCAAAAUUUGAUUAAACAGCAUGAGGAUAAUGAACAAGAGAUGUACUUCAAUAAACUCGAGAAGAAAGAAGCUAUGGAAGAAAAAAUGUUGAAUACAUUCAAGCUUGCAUGCAAAGCAGUCAGGUGUGUCAAAUGCAAGUAUACUGCGUUUUCUGCAGCGCAACUUUGCAAAGAUGAGAGGCACCCUCUCAAAGUAUUGGAUACAUUUAAAAGAUUUUUCAAAUGUGCAGAUUGUAGUAAUAGAACUGUAUCUUUGGAACUUAUACCUUUACACUCGUGUAGUAACUGUAGCAGUUCUCGAUGGGUGAAAGCGCCUAUGUUAAGAGAGAAAAAGCUGACUACGUUAGAGGGUCUAUCAAUAAGAGGUGAAGAGGAAACAUUUAUAGGUGGCCAAGUAACAGGCAAAAAUAUAAAUUUACUUGUACCAGAUGAAUGACAUUUUUAUCUAUUGAUGAAUGUUGUAAUAUUAUGUUUUUAUUUUCGACUAUGUAUUAAUAAAUUAUUAAGAAUA
Molecule: messenger RNA, 2315 nt
Organism: Galleria mellonella (greater wax moth)
Lineage: Eukaryota; Metazoa; Arthropoda; Insecta; Lepidoptera; Pyralidae
Gene: Mcm10
Product: protein MCM10 homolog
Exons: 1
Coding region: 114-2240 (708 amino acids)
Biological process (GO): DNA replication; DNA replication initiation
Cellular component (GO): nucleus; replication fork protection complex
Molecular function (GO): DNA replication origin binding; single-stranded DNA binding
Source: RefSeq, a predicted model, not a curated record